Messenger RNA from Dothidotthia symphoricarpi CBS 119687, 468 nucleotides. RefSeq lists its product as uncharacterized. Lineage: Eukaryota; Fungi; Ascomycota; Dothideomycetes; Pleosporales; Dothidotthiaceae. The record is from RefSeq and is a predicted model, not a curated record. Bases 1 to 468 code for a protein of 155 amino acids. The transcript has 2 exons.
AUGCCCUCCCCCUCCAUCUCCCUCUUCACACUCCUCCUCCUCCUCCCCUCCAUCCUCGCUUCCCCACCACCUCCCCCCACCAUCAACCCAUCUCUUAACCCCCGCCAAUCCCCCACAGACCUGCAAUCCUACACCUCAUCCCUGGCCAACAUCCCCGCCCCAAGCAUAACAAACAGCGGCAUCCCCACGCGCCCCUUCGCCGUUGAGGGGAACACAUUUCCCGACUUCAGUUCCGCCGCGGACCGCAGCUGCGAUGUGCAGUUUGAUGGGUGUCAGGGGGUUGCGAACAGUGGGAAUAAGACGGAGAAAGGGGGGGUUACGGUGGAGAUGUGUGGGGGGCAGAGAGAACAGUGUUAUGGCGCGCAGAGGGAGGCGAAGGUUCAGAGCUUUGGCGCGUCGGGCAUGUUUACGGUGAAUAUUGGGGCGGAUCCGGAGUUUCCUGAGUUUGAUUUGAUUUGUGAUGGGUAG